AUGGAACAUUCACGUAGGAAGGAAGUUCCUCAAUGGCUUAAUACUACUAUACAUGUCUGGAACACGAAAAACGAUAUUCCAGUGGUGAACCUUCGUGAUGCGUCCGAGACACUGGGAUCACCUAGGUCUACGCGUCGUACAGAUGGGAUAUCGCAGACUCCUGAUGAAGACAGUUUUCGUGCGGAAGGUGCUAGCUGCAAUAGUGAGAAAUCUAUAGAAUCUACCACACAAAAAAAAUUAAAUGCAUUCCUCGCCGUUGUACACGAGCGCUCCGAAAAUCAGAAAACGGUACCACCAGCUGUUUCUAAUACGCUUUCCAAUAAUCUCAAUCUCGGUGGAGAAAGUGUAGCAACUGAUCAUGGAGCAAGAGCACCAUCUUUCCCAGAGGUGGGACCUUCUAAAGCCAUGGAUGUUGUAUUUGUUCGCGGUGUUAAUUUGCCUGGUGGAAAAAAUGUAACUGCAUCGUUACAGUUGGAAGAGAAAGACGAAUGGGAACUUAAGACUGGUGGUAUACAGAGUGUCCCGCUAUUUCAAGAUGAUAUUUGGUGUAAAUCUGGUUCAUCCUUCAAUAUAGACUCUUUCACAACAAAGGAAGAAGAUAAAGCUGAUAUCUUGAGCAGCCUCAAGCUACAAGGUUUUACAGAAGGUAUCAAGAACAAUGAGGAGACUACGACUGAUACGACUUCCGCAGGUAUAACAGUAACACCAAUAACAGCAACUACUGUCCAACCACCACCAUUUCCUGUCUCUGUUGGUGUGAACGACGCAACGUUUCAAACUUCUCCAGCCCCCACUGUUGUGCCGUCUCCAGCACCAUCAAUGGUUUAUCCACAAGUCAUCAGUUUGGGCGCUCCCGGUUUUGCGGCCGCCCCAACACACACUGCGGCUAUGGCGGUGCCGCAAUCUCAGUUCGUUGCUCUACCUGUGUCGUUUAUGCCUCAAGCUUCAAUGAUGGCAAUGCCACAAGCAUACCGUAUGCCACAUCAAUUUUACCAGAUGCACCCGCAACUUCCGCAACGGGCUCAAUUGCAUUACCAACACGCUGUUUAUCAACCGACUGGGAAUCCAGAAUUUCAUCAGAUGUCCCAACAAACACAUGUAGCUCCACAGAAUCCCUCUCCGCGUCCUGGAACGAAUAUUGGUGCUGCACCGUUUGUUCCUGGUGGUAAGGGCAUUUAA
Trypanosoma theileri is the source of this 1179-nucleotide messenger RNA. RefSeq lists its product as uncharacterized. The record is from RefSeq and is a predicted model, not a curated record. The transcript has a single exon. NCBI's taxonomy places the organism in Eukaryota, Euglenozoa, Kinetoplastea, Trypanosomatida, Trypanosomatidae. Bases 1 to 1179 code for a protein of 392 amino acids.